CCGAGAUAUGAGACACGCCUGUGUUGCUGGGUAACCAAAGCGCUCGUGAGAAGCUUCCAAAUCAGGUGUGACGCAGAUGUUUUAGUUGACUUCCUCCAAGAUGGCGAGUGUCGUACUGCUCGCUGUCUUCCUUCUGUCCGGCAGUUUUCCUGCCCGAGCCCAGGACACCAGAACCGACCAGGCUGGGUCCGCCCUGCGGGAGUAUGUAGACAAGGGCUACUGUACCUACACCUAUGUGGUUCCGCCUGGGUCUCGUACUGAGGGCUGCACACCACCGGGUCUCGAGCGGCAGCUCGCCGAGACCGAGGAGGAAACGGGCCGCUUGAAAAAUCAAGUGGAUCGCCUGUCGUCGCUGGUGGAAAUUUUGAUAUCCAGGAUGAACAAUCUCUCUGCUGAACUGAAGGAGGAGAAAGGCAGGAGUGCACAGCUGGAACAGAACCUGACACAGGAGCUGCAAGAACAAGAAACCCGUCUCCAAACCAAGUGUACCUGUGAGAGGCUGGUACCGGAUGGCGUCAUCUCUACAACUGCAGCCACGCUGACCAGUGAGCCAGAGACCGGUGCUACGAUGAUGUCGCCCACGGAGCCACUGUCCACCACUCCAUGCGCGAAAAGUACAGAAGCUGCUGAGAUCACGACUACAAAUCAGCCCACUCCCGGCGCUGGGACUGCAACUGGGAUUCAAGUUCGUCUUGUCAGUGGCUCAACUCCAAUUGAAGGCCGAGUGGAGGUCCGAAACGGUACCGGCCGAUGGGGCUCCGUCUGUGAUGACAACUUUGACCUGCAGGAUGCUGAUGUUGUUUGCAGACAGCUCGGCUUCCGGGCGGCCCUGGAGGUGAAACUGGCGGGUCAUUUUGGGGAAGGAUCGGGGAACGUCUGGCUGGACGAGGUGGCCUGCAGGGGCAACGAGACGGACCUUGGAGACUGUCCUGCUGACUCCUGGGGACGGAGUGACUGCUCACACAAGGAAGACGCAGGAGUCGUCUGUGCAGACAAAUCAGCCAUCCGGCUUUUUGGCGGCCACGUGCCCUGGGAAGGACGGCUGGAGGUCCGCCCGGGAGAGAAGUCGGGGUGGGGUGUCGUGUGCAACACCGGCUGGACCGAGGCUGCCGCUGGUGUCGUGUGCAGACAGAUGGGAUACACCGGCGGGAUGACGUCAUCUGGACUGCCCGGUGUCGGGGAGGGCAGGGGUCAGAUCUGGCUGGGUGACGUCACCUGCAGUGGAGACGAGACCAACAUCCUGUCCUGUGGCUUCAGCUGGGAACCUUCUGACUGUGAUCAUAGCCAGGAUGUACAAAUCAUCUGUACAGGUGCCGUGUCUGCCCGACUUGUGGGAGGCCAGAAUGCAUCAGAAGGUCGAGUGGAGGUCCGGCCCGGAAAUGGAGACUGGGGAACGGUCUGUGAUGACGACUUUGACGACAGGGACGCCCAGGUGGUCUGUAGACAGCUUGGGUAUCGGAAUGGAGUCGCCAGGGUGGGAGAAGUUUUCCCUGAUGGGACAGCAAACAUCUGGCUGGACAAUCUUAACUGUACGGGGAACGAGUCUUCUGUUGGCGACUGUGAGAUCAACAGGUGGGGAGACCACGACUGUACCCACAAGGAAGACGCAGGAGUCGUAUGUAGCAAUGCAGCAGAAAAGGACUGUGCUGAGUACCAUUCAUCAGGAGUGACAACAAGCGGAGUCUACCCAAUCGGCCUUCGACUCCCCGAUGAUGUGGAGGCGUACUGUGACAUGGAUACCGCAGGAGGUGGGUGGACUGUGAUCCAGCGGCGGCAGGACGGGUCGGUUCCCUUCAACCGGACCUGGGAAGAGUACAAACUGGGCUUUGGGAACAAGAACGGGGAGUACUGGCUGGGGAACGAGAACAUCCACCUCCUGACCAGUCAAAAGAACUACUCCCUCAGAGUGGACAUAAUGGACUGGACUGGGGCUACAGCGUUCGCUCUGUACAGCACCUUUAGGGUGUCCGGUGAGUCUGACCAGUACCGGCUGCACAUUUCCGGUUAUUCAGGCACCGCGGGAGACUACAUGAACAACGGGCAGAGGUUCUCCACUGUGGACAGGGACAAUGAUAUCCUCAGCGGCGUCCAUUGUUCUCAGCAGCUCGGACAGGGCGGCUGGUGGUUUAUUAACUGCCGCACCUCUGCCCUCAACGGAGGCUACCUGGGCAACUGUGGGAGGUCCUGUCCUUUUGGGCAAGGUUUGGUGUGGUUCCCCUGGACAGGCAAUACUUACUCCCUAAAGUCUGUGUCUAUGAAGAUCAGGCCAUAAACAACAUACUUUCUGCAUUGUUUGUGUGGAAUAUGCAGACAAUGAAUCUAGAAAUCACUAAAUCUAAGAAAUGGAUAAAGUAGUAUUGCAUUUUAUAAUUUAACCUUAAUAAGAAAACUUAAUUAAAUGAGUCAUAAAUAAGAUUCACCAUGAGGUUCUUUACCACACGAAUUUAAGCAUACAACCAUUGCAUCUUGAAUACAUGUUGCAGGUGAUUGAAAAAAAGUUUGCUGUAUUUUCAUUUCAUUUUGUGGUAAUAGUUUGGUUGUCGCCACUCACAUGGCAUCUUAAAGACAGGGAAAAUAUGAAACCAAACGCAGAUUUGAGAAGUAAAGCAUGUAUGUACAUAAUUACCAAUCAGAUAAAAGAUAUACUGUAACAGUAAGAAAAAGGUCAUAAAAUUGGAAAGUUAAAUAAAACAAUUAUAUUUCCCAAGAGCAUGUUUUUGCAUUUAGUUUUUUUAAGAGUUAGAUUACUUUAGAUUCAUGACAAUAUAUACGAUGUAUCUUUUUUAUUGUAAGCACAGCCGUAGCUGCUUGUCACUUUAGAAGUUAGCAGAAUGUCGUAAUACUGUAUUCUAUUACAUACUGAUUACGUUAAGAAAAGCUGCAAGAAAAGUUGUAAGAUGAAGGCUGCAGGACCACAUGUAAGAAAGGUCUAUGAAAAGCUGUAAGAAAAGUCAUGGGAAAAGCUUGAAGAGAUGUGUAAGAAUUCAAAGCUUUACGAUAACUUGUUUCUGCGUUUCUAAUUAAAGUACAUCUCAUGCAGAGAGCUCUCUCUCUCUCUGCUUCACAAUCUACGUUCUACUACAUAAUAUGAAUUGCUAUUUUUUGUAAACACCGAUUUGUAUAUUUUAAUUUCCAUCCUUUGUAUAUUAUGACAGGCUGUCAACAAAGUAACUGCGUCUUAAACAAGCUUACAAACCCUCAAUGUGGUCCCGUCUGUUACCGUGGAAACUGUGUGUACAUCAUUCAGUUUUGACAUGAUAAUCUCGAAACUCUCAUGUUGUGAUACGAAUCUUCUAUCUGAGCAGAAGAGAAAGCAUUGUUUUGUAUCCUCCCCAGAAGCUUUUCCGUUUAUAAACAGUUCUCCUGUAUUGAUGGGUAAAUAAA
Branchiostoma floridae (Florida lancelet) is the source of this 3384-nucleotide messenger RNA. Its product is annotated as scavenger receptor cysteine-rich type 1 protein M130-like. The record is from RefSeq and is a predicted model, not a curated record. The transcript is spliced from 8 exons. Lineage: Eukaryota; Metazoa; Chordata; Leptocardii; Amphioxiformes; Branchiostomatidae. Gene Ontology annotation, cellular component: membrane. The coding region runs from base 101 to 2272 and encodes 723 amino acids.